CGAGUUCGUUUUCAUUGAUCUCAACACUUAAAAAACUAUUUCCUUACAUUUUUUCUGAUCUACGAUUUUCCAUAAUCUCCUCAACCUCAUUCACCAAUUCUGACGAACUAUGUCUUCAAAAGAGGUUGAGAUCGAGGAAAGCACGUCGGAACUGAAACACCUAAGGUUUUUGAAGGAGAUUGCGCUGAAAUUUCUGGCCGUACUGUCGAAUGUGUAUGAUUUUGCAAAAGAAAACGUCGGCGUCCUUGAAACGAAGAUUGUUUCUGUGGAAAACGCCGUCGUCUCCGCCGUGGGGCCGGUGUUCAACAAGCUCAAGGACGUGGCUGAACAGAUUAUUGUGUUUGUUGAUGACAAGUUGGAGAAAUACGCUCCCAUCCUCGCCAAGAGCCUUAUCGACAAUAUCCAGUCCCUAAUCGACAAAAUCAUACCUUUAGUCGAGGAACUCCUUACCAAAGCAAAAUCCCUUCUUACACCGCUCAUCACCACCGUGAUUUCUCUUCUAAAAGAAGUCAUCAAAACCGUCAAAUCUCUCCUCCAAAAAAUCCUCACCAUCAUUGAAUCCUUACCCUUUUUCGACAAAGCCGAAGCUCUCUUCGAUAAAGGUCUUGACACCAUCAAAUCGUUACCCCUUGUCGCCAAAGCCCUAUCCCUCCUCCAAAAUCCGGCCGACUUAGCCAAGCAAGCCCUAGACACCACCAAAUCCGUGGUGGGCGGUAUCCCGGUGGUGGGCAAUGUAGCACAAUCUCUACUAGACUUGGUGGAUGACAAUCCCGUACUCGGAGUCGUUAGCUCAGCCGCCCAAAACAUCGUAAAACAAGUUCAAGCCACGGGUUUAAAAGCCACAUUGAAAUCCGCUUAUUUGUCAUUUAAUGUUGUGGGGUUACCGGUGAUCGCUCAAUUCUGGUAUAAAGCCAACACGUACCCGUUGUUCCACUCGUUGGCUGAACUGAUUCUUCCGGUGGUCGAGAAAUUAUCGGAAUAUUAUAAUAAAUUAGUGAGAUAUAUGGAUGGACAGGGUUAUGAGUUAUUUGAUUAUCUGCCGUUGGUUCCAAUUGAUGAGAUGAAGGCUGCAUAUAAGGUGGUGAAGAUGGCAAUGGAUGGGUUAUCAGCUGUUGGGGAUCUGGCGGGGGCUGUAACGGGGAACAACAAUAAUAGUAACUAAGAGAAUUAAGGUUUAAUUAUUAUGAUAUAUGAGUAUUCAAGACGAGUGAUUUCGAAUUUUCUUUCUACGUAACCUAAUAUAUAUUGUA
This is a messenger RNA of Cynara cardunculus var. scolymus (artichoke), 1250 nucleotides long. RefSeq names its product REF/SRPP-like protein At1g67360. The record is from RefSeq and is a predicted model, not a curated record. The transcript is spliced from 3 exons. The coding region runs from base 110 to 1162 and encodes 350 amino acids. Lineage: Eukaryota; Viridiplantae; Streptophyta; Magnoliopsida; Asterales; Asteraceae.